AACAGGGUUUAGUCAACUCGAUGCACAGCAAGGAUACGGUUCGCAGCCCGAGUAUGUACCGUGGUUCGCGUGCAUUUGUUAUACAAUGCUCGUUUAUAGUCUUUCGAAGAGUGAUGUUAUUCCGUUAGUAUGUCAGUGCCUGGUAAUUAUCCAACUUUUCUAAGGAACGGAAGCGGCAUCAAGAUUUUACAUCGUUAGACGGUCUUCCUUGUAAUCCACAUUUGCAUUUUAUGUCCAAAAAAAAUUUGUUUUUACCCCCAAAGAUCUCGAGGGACGGUCUCAAUGAAGAAUUCCAACUGUUCAUCAUUCCGUAUGUAAAUAAAUUCGAAAAAAAAUUGAUAAAAGAGACAAAUGCGUCAAUAGAGAAUGGAGUAGUCAUAUAUGAUGACAGAAACUUAUGUAACAACUGCACAAGGGGCUUGGAUUGCUUAAUCAGAUCAAAUACUUAUAUCUAAACGAGGAGACAUGUUGUAUCGUGUGCGAAGGGUAGGUCCGUCCUAGUGGCUCAAUUUUCUGUGUUACGCCGGAAAAUCAAAAUUCCGGAAAAAGCAAAAUUAGAUUUUUAAAUAUAUACGUUAAAACUAGCUCUUCCUGCUUUGCGGUUUGUGCAAGGAGAAAACGCGGCGCUCGUAAGGAUGCAUCGCACUGAUUUUGAUCAGUGACGACAGCGGUGACCACAACGUGGCUGGCACGCUCGUAAUUUAAAGUAUUUAAACGUACGGGAUAUAUUCUGCGUACCGCAUAUAUUUUUCCGACCAUUGAACUUGACACAGCAAUAAAUCAACAAUUAUCAGUAUGUUCGCGCGAGCAAGUGACCUUUACGUAAACUCUCGAUUGACAAUCCUGCACGGUGGAAAGAUGUUUUCCAUUUGACGAACACGUAUAGCCGACAGUCUCGAGGAGAAAACGUCCGAGUCUCUUCAUCGUCCGUAUAACUUUCUGAAAUCCUUUUCACGGGGAUAAUGGCGCAAGACGCGAUGAAGGACUGGAAAGUCGCCAGGACCGGCAUCUCCCUGCUGCUGAACAACAAAACCGAGGAAGCUGAAGCUCUCUUUACCGAGCAUCCUCAUAGCUUCCACGUCAAAGCUGGCCGUUGCUUUGUUCUCUUCAUGAAUGCCCUGAUGACUUUCGAAGAGGACAAGUUCCAGCAAGCAACAUUAUUGCUUAAAGACAUGGAACGGGAAUGUGCAGGUGACAUAGGGUGGCUGAAGUCCAUGAAAAGUAAAGUGUUUAGAGCAGAAGAGACCGAUAAGGACUAUGUGAAUAAGUUAGAACGCCAAAUCGUUCUAGCAGAUACGCAGGUAUUCUCAGCCGUGUCAUUGUUCCUCCAACAAGAGCUAACAGGAUACGUUCGCGGUUGUUGGAUGCUUCGUAAAGCUUGGCGUGUUUAUCAGCACGCGUACACUCAGAUUUCGCAACUGUAUCGUCGCACCUUCGGUACAAAUCCGACCGGAUUCAGUCCAUGUUGCAUCACACCGACGAGCAAUGGAUCUUCUCUGCAGAGCCCGCAGAGUCCGGAAUCUACGGAAUGGUCGAUACCGUCCUGCAACGGUUACACAAACAACGUGACACCCGUGUCGUCGCCAUCAGGUCUGCGAAGCUCACUAUCAAUGUUCUUCUCGCUCACUGGCAUCACGUCCGAACAACAGACACCCUUCGUGGAACCUACGGAGGUGACACGUUUAAUGUCGGCCGCAAGCUUCGGUUACGGUGUAUAUCAGCUGUGCGUGAGCCUCUUGCCACCGUCUGUGCUGAAAGUAAUCCACUUCUUCGGCUUUGAAGGCAAUAGGCAGUCUGGUCUUACUGCCCUUAUGUAUGCACGACUUGGCGAAGAUAUGCGCGCACCGCUCGCUACAUUAUCCCUCCUUUGGUAUCACACGAUCGUACGUCCGUUUUUCGCGCUUGACGGGUCUAAUGUAAAAGCGGGAGUCGCGGCAGCGAAGCAGCUGAUAGCUGAAUGUCAUGCCGAAUUCCAAAACUCUGCCCUUUUUCUCUUCUUUGCUGGUAGAAUGGAACGUUUGGAGACAAAUGUCGAUGCAGCGCUAGAAGCGUUCGGCAAAGCAGUGGACGUUGCGACUCAGAGGGAAGUCAAAUUGCUGUGCUUGCACGAGGUGGCUUGGUGCCACGUGAUACGCUUGAGCUACGACGAGGCAUAUCGAUCCUUAUUGCAGUUGCAGCAGCAGUCGAGAUGGUCCAAGGGCUUCUACGCCUACUUAGCUAUGGUUUGUUGCGGAGCGAACGGCAAGUUUGACAUUCUCCUGUCGCUGUACAGCAAGAUCCUCCCUUGGUUCCACGAGACGAAAAGCGAGUCGCAACUCGAUGUUUUUAUCAUGCGCAGGAUGCCGAAGAUCGUCGAUAAGGAGACCGGGCAUCCUUACACAGUUCUGUAUUAUAAGUUGCUCGUAUACGAAUCAAUGUACGUGUGGAACGCCCUUCCGUCCUGUACCAAAGAAUCGCUGCGAGAAAUAUCGAAUGAAUGCAAGGAAAAUCAUUCCGAGGAGCCGAUGGUGGGUUUAACUGAUCUUAUCGAAGGCGCAGCGUGUCUUUAUCUGGGGGAUACCGAAGCGGCUAUUAAAAGUUUCCGAAAUUGUUUGAAACAUAGGUAUCCGUCCAAGGACGAGUACGACCAGCACAUUAGCGCGUUUGCGCUCUACGAAUUAGGAAGUAGCCUUAGUAACAACAACAAUCCUAACGAAGGCAAAAAUUUCCUACUAAAGGCGCAAAAUCAGUACAAAGAUUAUGAUUUUGAAACUCGACUCAACUUACGUAUACAUGCCGCCCUGAAAAAUAUAUAGUAACGUUAACUUUUAAGCGUCCAAUAUUACGUCACAAUGUGAGAUAGCUUUAGGAUCGAAAAAACAUAUUUACAUUUGGAUACAACGGUAACAUUUUAUGUGUGUUACUAUCGUCCAAGAUGUUGUUACCUCGUUUAACAAUAAAGAUCAACGAAGAUCAGAUUAAGGCAAUCAGCACCAGAAAUAUUUUUAUGGAUCUUCUCUUUUUAUUUUAUUAGUAUUAUGCUUUAAACAUAAACAUCAAUGCAAAUUCCAUAUAUAUAAUUUCGAAGAUGAAAGAUGUUUUAAAGCAGGCAAACUUAUAUGUAUAUUAUAUCGUACAAUGUAUCACAUUUAUUUAGAGCAACAGAUUAUAUUUACAAAAAGUAUACUAAACUUAGUAAAAUAUAGCAAUUUAUACAAAGUGAAUUACGGGUGUUCUUUUACCCCGUCUAAAAAAAUGUGUAUGUUAUAGGCAAACGAAAUUAGAUCGCAUCUUUUUGGAUAAUUAUUUGGAAAAGUUUGCUUAAAAAAUAAUGUAUAUACAUUUUAGUAUUGUCUACAUUCACCCUGUACAUAUAUUUUCUGUACACCCUCAA
Molecule: messenger RNA, 3373 nt
Organism: Temnothorax curvispinosus
Lineage: Eukaryota; Metazoa; Arthropoda; Insecta; Hymenoptera; Formicidae
Product: tetratricopeptide repeat protein 39C-like
Exons: 10
Coding region: 963-2795 (610 amino acids)
Biological process (GO): cilium assembly
Molecular function (GO): protein binding
Source: RefSeq, a predicted model, not a curated record